This is a messenger RNA of Cadophora gregata, 835 nucleotides long. RefSeq lists its product as uncharacterized. Gene Ontology annotation, molecular function: protein binding. The record is from RefSeq and is a predicted model, not a curated record. The coding region runs from base 1 to 663 and encodes 220 amino acids. The transcript has a single exon. Lineage: Eukaryota; Fungi; Ascomycota; Leotiomycetes; Helotiales; Ploettnerulaceae.
AUGGACAAAGAGUAUUCACAAUUUGGCGAGGAGUGGAAGCCACAGCCCUCGCUGCCCCUGCAAGCCGCAGUAUCCAGAGGGGAUCACGCUGAGCUCGAACGGCUGCUGAAGAUAUCAGACAGCAUGGUCAAUCAAUACGAGAAAAAUCCCUUCAACUCCCCUUCGAGCACACCCCUCGGAGUGGCUGUAGCGAACAAUGAUAUCACCUCGGUCAAGAUUCUCUUGGACCAUGGUGCAGAUCCACAGCUGCGUCUGCACUGGGAUGAAGAAGAGGGCGGCAGCGCGAGUGACGCAGUCUGUGAAGCAGCCGCGCUUGGAUUCUUGGAAGUUUUAAGACUAUUGAUCGGGAAAGGUGGAUGCAUGAUUUCAAGAGUGUUAUAUCGCGCAGCUAGCUCUGGAAAAUUGGAAUGUGUUAAGGAGGUCUUUGCGUGGCUGGCAAAUAAUGAGCGUGGUUCAUUUGACGAUGGAGUCCCGAGAGGACCAGCGGUGGCAUACGAGUUGCAAUUAGCGGCCGCUGCUUGGAUUGAAGAUGUUGUUGAGUUCAUACUUACUGAUUCAACGCUUGACCAAAAGGGUGUUGAUUACGCUUUGUUGCGAGCAAUCUUGCCUGAGCCCGAUAUGGACGAAACGCCCAUACACAAUUGCGUACGCAGAGGACCCUAGGAAGAUGCGCAGAGGAAAUGAAAAAAGGUCGUGAAACUGCUAUUACAAGCUGGAGGAGAUGCCGAAGCCAGAAGCUGUCAUGACCAGUAUCAAUACAUGAGGCCGCUUCAUGAGAUGGCGCGACAGGGUAGCCGAGCAAGAGAGAUCUUUGAUAUGCUAUUGGACAGAGGAG